Carcharodon carcharias (great white shark) is the source of this 6042-nucleotide messenger RNA. It is a transcript of the gene sigirr, whose product is annotated as single immunoglobulin and toll-interleukin 1 receptor (TIR) domain. Bases 465 to 2165 code for a protein of 566 amino acids. The record is from RefSeq and is a predicted model, not a curated record. Lineage: Eukaryota; Metazoa; Chordata; Chondrichthyes; Lamniformes; Lamnidae. The transcript is spliced from 10 exons. Gene Ontology annotation, biological process: signal transduction.
GCAGGCGGCUAUGGAGCCGUGAGGAAGCUGCAGUCAUUAAUUCUUGCUGAUGGAUUUACAGAGAAAACGUUAAAAACAAUAGAGAGCUUGGACUCAGAUAAUUGUAAUGAAUGCAGAAAUUAUUAGCUGCAAUUUAACUCUUGGAUUUGCGGCAGGUACACUCUUGCACUGUUAAUUCCUAUAUAUCAUUGGCGUUAUUUGAAAUCUGGGAUUUGAUUUAGCUGGAAGACAUGUAGUUUAUAUGCUGGCAUAUAACCUGGAGACUCACCUGGAUUCCAUACGAAUUUGUGAUCUGUAUUCAAUUCUCGGAUACCUGGACAGCCAACAGAGUUUGCCAUUUUGGAAUCCGAGAAAUACACGCAGAUAUUGCAGUGAGUUUGUGCCUCAUUAUUUUCUGAUACACCAAAAUCUGAUAAUUUAGUCGUCCGUCCUGUGGCAAUCACCAUCUAAAAAGGCACACCGAUAUGAUGUGGGAGAGCAAGAAAUUUGCCUGGUUUCGAAGUUCCUGUUCAGUAUUGACUCUCUGUAUGCUGGUUAGCAGAGCUGGAAAUGCUGACGCAAAUGGUCUGAAGAGAAAUGGCAUCUCAAAACCAGAUUUCUCAUGUGUUGAUGCCGACCGCUUCUAUGACCAUUAUGUAUGGAAAGAGCAAGAACUGAUUCAUCACUUGUUUUGUCCUCUGAAUGAGGAGCUGCUGCAGCUGAUACAGAAUUCCCCCAGGUUCACUGUUGAAUGGAGCAAGAACUGUCUUCCUUUGAAUAUUAACCAAAGUUCUCGCAUAAUUAACACCACCUAUCCAAAUGGGACCGCAUUUCUCACAUUCCAUGCCCUCCACAAUAUUGAUGCUGGAAAUUAUACUUGCAUUGUCAACUUGAAUGGCGAGAUGUAUUACUCCUUCACCAUGCGACUCCGAUUGGAAGGCAGUCGCUGUAACCUUCUUCCUGAGUUUCUGUCUCCUCCUGGAAAUCGGGCUUACACACUUCCCAUUGGCUCCUGGCUUGUGUUGAAUUGCACAGUGAAGCUACUCUAUGAUCAGAAGUUCAACUGGUGUGACCCAAGCAUCGAGUGGAGUAAGGAUGGACGUAUGGUCACCAAUAGUAGCAAAUACAGCUGUACUGAGGAGACCAGAUUUAAUAAUAAUGCUUCAGAGAAGUUUCUCUCCAGUCUUCUGAACAUCAGCGUGACAGACAAAGGUGACUACGGAAUCUUCACCUGUCUCAUAAGAAAGGAAUUGGCAACCUUCACGUUACAAAGAGAAAACACCGCCAGCCAUGUGCCAGCAGUACUGGGUGCUCUCCUGGUGCUCUUUGCAUUACUCCUGGCCGGAUUACUGUAUGUGAAGUGCCGACUGGAUCUGCAGCUCUGGUACAGAAACAAAUAUGGAGAAUUUGAAGUCAAUGAUGGGAAGUUGUAUGAUGCUUAUGUUUCCUACAUGUCUGCUGGCGACGACCGCAAGUUUGUAAACUUCAUCCUGAAGCCACAUCUGGAGAACAGAUAUGGAUACAAGCUACACCUGGAUGACCGUAACAUCCUACCGGGAUCAGAGCCCUCUGCAGAGCUGAUAAUGAACAUUAGUCGCUGCCGCCGUCUGAUUGUGGUGCUAUCCAAGGCAUACCUGGAGCAGGACUGGUGCAGGCUGAACUUUAGGGAAGCUCUAUGGCAGCUGUUGGAUCUCUCCAGAAGGCCCAUCUUCAUAAUGUUUGAAAGCCAGUACAGGGAACUGUCUCACCCCGCUGUUCAACUUCUCAGAGCACAGAGGAAAAGCAUUAAUCUCCUACUCUGGACUUCCACAUCAAUGACACCCUCCUCUGAGUUCUGGAAAGAGUUGCGAUUGCUUUUGCCUCGGAAGGUCCCUCAUCGAUGUGUCAUGGCAGAUCCCCAGACUCGACUCCAGGAUGAUGAGGACCCUAUGCUGAUCCUUAACCCAGAUUAUCUGGACUGCAGGUGUGACCCUGACCCUGAAGGGGAUCUGGGAGUGAGAGCACCGAUUUACAAAGGCCCUCCCCCACCUGUAUCUGCCCUUCCUAAAACACCAAAGACUAAUCCCAGUGUGGAACCUCCUUAUGAGGACACAGAGAGAAGUGAAGUGGAUAUUGCAGAUCUCGGAUCUCGAAAUUAUGGAACAAGAACAGAUUUCUAUUGCCUUGUAACUGAAGAAGAUAUUUGAAUGUGGGCGAUCACAGAGUAUAGCAGUGAACCACCCUUUCCAGCUCCAUCUUGGCCAUCAACCUUGUUUCACUACAAUGCCAUCCUCCAACUAUCAACAUUUCUUAUUUAGUUUGUUCAGUUUUCAGUGCACAGCCUCUCCUGAAUAUAUUUAUAUCCCAUGUUUUGUGAGAAAGUUAUGGGAUAUGUUGCCAUGAUGCUAGCAAUUCUAUAAACUUACCAGUUUUUGCCUCUUCCAUAUAUGAGCAAGCAGCAUUAUCACCUACUCUGUGACAAGAUCUCAGUCCUGUCACAUGUGGCUGCUUAUGGCUGGGAUUUUGCCCAUUCAAAAUGGGUAGAAUGUUUUUGAAAAAGACUGAAUAUGUCAAAACAAAAUUGAAUGUUUACUUUAACAUAUACAAUGUCUGACUUUUUCUCAAAAUAUAAUGUUCUAUAUAUGGCUGGAGAAGCAGGCUAUGCACUCUAAUGAUGUGGGAUGAUGUAUUUUUAGUAAUCUGCUCUAUCCCCAGAGCAAACACCAGCCACAAGGUUGGUAGUCACAUUGGGAGUUUCCCUUUACUCCUGUGCAAGAUAUGCUUCUGAUUUCAUGCAUCAUCCUAUGUUAUUGAUCAUCAAUGGACUAGGCUGAGAGAGGGGGAUGUUCGGCACAUCAUCUCUCUCCUUCCCCACUAUCCUUUCUCAUUACUUACUGUCUUCAUGCAACUGAAAGGGUUGGUUUUUUGAGCCCCAUUACAUAGAUGUUAACGCUAUGAACUCUUUGGGUGAUUAGGGAAGGUGUGUACACCAAAGUAAUGUUUUUUUCUACACUAGUGAUGUCCCUUGUGUGAGUGCAAUUAUUGGGAUGCUGGAAGAAGACAUGAAAGAUUAUCAUCUGCCUUAUGUUGGUUCGUUUGAGUGUUUAGUCUCUUGUAACUGCUCAAAUCAAAAUGUUCACUUUUAGUUUUAAAAACCUUUUAUUAAAUUUCCUUUUAUUCUCUGCUGCAAUGCGAAUAGUCCCAUUAUGUGAAGUGCCUCAAAUAAUUUCUAGGUGGAUCUUUGCUAUAUGUUCACUAAAUCUUUAAUGUCCUUCCUAUUAGAAUGUUGUGUUGUAUACAAUGUUUUGUACAAAGUUACCAUUACUUUUUUCCUCAUUUACUCUGUCUCUAUUUGUAGAACCCAAAAUAAUGCUUUUUAUAAUUGCUUUAUCUACCUCUACUCUCACUUUGAGGGAACUAUGUUAAUGAACCCGUCUCCUCUCUCUAUCCAUUUUUCAUCUUUCCACUGAAUUAGUGUUCCAAUUCCUUUUCUUUCUCCCAAAAUAUUAUCUCACAUUUUGCCACAUUAACUUGCAUCUUCCACCUGUCUGCUUAUUCUGCUAACUUAUGUCAUCCUGUAAAUGUUUACUUUUCUUUGUUUACCAAAUCUCCUACUUUCGUAUUGUCAAAUUUUAAGAUUGAGUUUCCUAGUGAAGGUAGACACAGCACUGACCAACCCUGGGCUAUCCAACCCUUCUCCAAUCUGAGCAAAAAAAUUACUAUAACCUUUUCUGCGCCUGGUAACUGACUUCCUAUCUAUUUUAGUACAUUGUCAUAUGCCAUAAGGCUGAAGUUUUCUAAAAAGGCCUUGAGAGGACCUUGGCCCCAAAUUUUGCACUAACUUUGAAGCAAAUUAUGGAACGGUGUGGAUGGUUGUUGGGUUUCUACCCUGUAAUAGCUAUAAAUGUACUUCUGAUGUGGUCUGUAGCCUUUCCCCGCUUGCCAAUGUUGCUGGGUGGUCAUUACAACACAUUAAGAUGAGGACCUAAACCCAAGCUUAAUUAAGUUAAAGGAGGUGCAAGUUAAAAGAUCUAUAAGUGUUGCCAACAUCAGCUAAAACUUGUUACGUCCUUUAUUUUGGAGUCUAAAACCAAAAGGAAACUUUGAGAAGGGAUUACAGGAAUUGGGGAAAAAAGGCUUUUAGGGGAGGAUCUUAUGAUUGUCACCUCAACAGCACUGAUCAUACUUAUGGCAACUUGAGGCUCAGUUAGACUACUGGGAAAUAUUUAUUCAGCUCUUUCCACCCCCAACCUCCCUACAUGAAGAAGUUCUGAGUUGCAAUUAUGGAGUUCCCAGUGGACAUUCCUUUGUUGUUUUAGUGCCUUUCCAUCUCUCCCUCCUUUAGGAUUCUUCUUAAAAUCUGCCUCUUUCACCUGUUCAAAAAUCUCGUGGCUCACUGUCAAGAAACGUUUAAUAACACUCCUAUAAAAUGCUUAAGAUAUUUUACUACAUUGGAAACACUAUAUAAAUGGGAGUUGAUUUUGGUAUAGGAUCAGCUCAUUUCAAGAAGCCACAAGGGACUAGUGUAAUAUUAACAUUGUAAAGUUGCAGUAGCAACAUACAACACAACACACUCAUGCAUGUAGUGAUUUUAAUGAAGAGAAACAUCUGAUUUACCUGGUCACUGACCCCAUUUUUAAAAGGGGGGAGUUUGCCAAAUUUGGCAUGACUGCCAGGUGGCAGUGUGAUACAGCCCUAUAGUUUUUAUGAUAUUGCUGGGUUCCUCAAAAUGCAAGGUGUAGUGGAUGGCACUCAUGCCGUUGCAAGGUUCUUUGGUAAAGUCCAGAAACUUUCUGAAAGGAAAGUGUAAUCAGUUAUUGAAGUUACAAAUUUUUAUGUGGCUGGAUACAAAGAAUUCUGGAUGUCUGUGCCAAGUUCCCUUGACACUUCUGUCUUCAGGAAUUCAGUAUGAAAUAAGUGCCCCUUUUCCUGAAUGGUCACAAAUUAUUAUAUACAAGUAACCAUGUUCAGUUUUCCAACAACACUCCUUAUCUUUUGCCACUUGAUGCACAAAGCGGUGCAAGUAACUUGCAGGACCAUUGGGUGGAUCAGUCCCUUGGCUUGGUGAAAACCACCAUCCAGAAGUCCAGGAUGUGUAGAAUUAUUGAAUAGGGUUACUCCAUCUGCUUACUCCUCUUCAGAACUAUCAUAAGUCUAUGGGUGAUAGUGGAGCUGGGUUAUGGAACUGUCACUGGUUUCUUUGCUCUCCUAGCAUCUCUGGUCUGCUCUUGUAGUGGGUCAGCUCUCGAGAGCCCCUUCUGCUCUUCUGGUUUGCAUACCCUUGAAAGUUUCUCCUGUGACAAAAUUGGGUAUAUUAGGUGAAGUUUGUGAGGAAGGUAGCAUCAGAUAGCUGAGAUGAUAGAUUUGUAUCAUCCUGUUACAUUGUUCACAAUAGAAAUAAAACAUUACUCUAACACAGGGCCUGAAAAGGAAGCUACUAUAGCACAACACUACGUCAGAUUUGUAGUUUACAUUUAUGUGCUCUCCUUACUACUAGUCAGUAGUUCCUCAACACUGUCAGUUUUCCUCCUGCACUGUCUUAAACUCUUGUAACUGUUAUUGCUGAUUCUCUUUUCUGGCUGUUGCAUUAUGUACAAUUUUCCUUCAUUAGAAUCCAUACAGUGGAAGAAAUGCAGAACUACACCACUUGAUGCAAGAUGUCACAUCCAUUUUGUGUUUGGGAAGGCACAGCCUAUGCAGAAUUCAACAUGUGGAUAAGUGAUUUACAGAAAUCGGGGAGAUAGAUUUGGAAGAUUAAGGCCUUUUAUGAUGUGAUUUCUGCAGAACUUAUAAAAUAACAGAAAACAUUAGAAGCAGACAGGUCAAUCAGCAACUAAAAAGAUAAAGAUAAGACUGGCUAACUCAAGAUGAAACUCUUCAAAGCAUUAAGCUUUCCUAUUCAGCUGUUAACUGACCAGCAUUUUCUGCAUGGUUUAUUUGUUUAUUCUAAUCUCUACUGUAUUUGCAUUACUCAAAUAAUUCAUUAAUUCUGUAGGAGCAUUGAUAUUUGUGAAGGGAUAAUUCAGUUUCCUGGGUUUCCCACAUCAGCAUUAUCCAAUAAAGAGAUGGAAUCACUGCAACAGC